AAAUUAGCUCACUGGACGAAAGAGAUGGAGACGAAGACAGAGAGGCACUUUCUGGUUUCGAAUUUUGUGACCGCCGGUGGUGAAGUUUCGAGUGCGACGGAGAAUUAGCGAGACCUAUUCGGCGAGUCGGAUGAUACAUCAUCUGGGGAAUGCUAUGUACUGAGAGAGAAGUGGUCGGAGGAACUCAAACUUAAGAAUGACAAGAAAAGGAGGAAACAAGAAUGCAGGACAACAAAAGCUCCACUUUCUCUCUGCUGGUUUCUCAACCAUUCUUAA
Messenger RNA from Arabidopsis lyrata subsp. lyrata, 276 nucleotides. RefSeq lists its product as uncharacterized. The record is from RefSeq and is a predicted model, not a curated record. Lineage: Eukaryota; Viridiplantae; Streptophyta; Magnoliopsida; Brassicales; Brassicaceae.